AAUGCACAGGAAUUUUUAUUGUUCCACAGACGCACCGAUCUUUUCUUUCCGUAUCCAAAUGGAUAAAGUUAAAAAGUAAACGCACUGUUCCUUUCUUUGACCAUAAAAGUUCUUCCGUAAGCCUCUUUUUAUUAUAAGAACGUGUCAUGAGCCGAUAAUCGGAGUUCGGCCUGGUCCGCCGACUGCCCCCAAGGAAGGUGAGUUUGGGUUUGUAGUGAAUCGUCCGAAUAGUUCGUCAUACAAAAGGUUUUAAACAAUUCAUUUCUUUUUUUAAAUAUUUUAUCAGGUUUAAAUGAACCCAAAAACCAUCUAAUCCCUUGAACUCGCCAUGGGUUAAACCGUCAGCUCGUCGGGCAUAGGAAGAAAAAAAACCCCCAUCUAUCUAGCCUAUAACUCUUUCUGUGUUAGGUCUACUUUUUCUAUUUAUUGAGGAAAUUUCCUUCUUCUAUCUAUGUUGCAAUAACCCCCAUAUACGUUAGCUCACGUCCACAACUAAUCUCAAAUAAAAAUCUGUGCUUUACACACCAAGAAAAUUUGACUGUCUAUACAAAACAAAAUAAACUAAGCGAAGGGAUCGGUUUCAGCUUUAUUCUCUUAUCUUAUCCCGACUAGGCUGAUUAAAGCCAAUAUUUUAACUCAAACUAGAAGGUGGGAUAUUGGCUUAGGAUUGUUGGAUGUUUACUCCUUAUUUUGACUUAUUACUUACUUAAGCAGGUAUUGUAUAAGAUUUUUCUUUUUUUAACAUAGUCUGAACAUCUGAUUUCCUAUCACAUUGAUGUUCCAAGCCCUUUCCACUAUCUGUAGGUCUGGGUGCUUUGUCCACAUUUGAGAAAACUCAAAUGGUUUCGGGCCACUGUUUAGCUAAGGUUUUAAUGUAAUCGAUAGGGGAGAAUGAUCCGAUACACCUGGAUUGAGAUACUCCACAAAACCAUCCGGGCAAUCCUGCAGCAACCAUUCCGCAUUGAUCAGUGCCCUGUCAAGCCUACCAAUCAUUCUUCUGCUUCCUUGGGCCUGGUUACUCCAGGAGUGUUGAUGUCCUGUGGCCCUCAUAUCCAUGGCUGGCUUCUAUACUUUAGUUCAAUUUCAAAAGAAAGGAAUGACGAAAGAAUCUGCCUCCUCUCACUAUUAGAGCGAACCAGGUGAAAAUCCCCUGUUCCCAACCAGGUACCUUGAACCUGCUGUGAUAAAGUCAGAAUGUCUCCUCAUAGUUUAGUCCUGUCAGCAGCACAAUGAGAAAAAAAAAAGGAAGAUUGGAAGAAAGAGAAUGAGAAUGAAAUAAGCUUCGGUAUCAUAAGUCAUAUCGUAUCGACCAACCGGCCUUCGGUGGGGUUGGUUUAUAACAUAACAUAAGGAGUUUUUUCGGUAUACCGCUCCGCGAGCAAGGAGCGCCGCGAGCAGAGCGAGAGAACGAAGUGGGCUUUGGUGAUGUCGGAAUUUUCACCUAUUUUUCUCUAUUUAGUGAUCAGUCCGCUAGUUUCUUUGAUCCCACUCGGUCUUCCUUUUCUAUUUGCUUCCAAUAGUUCGACCUAUCCAGAAAAAUUGUCGGCCCACGAAUGUGGUUCCGAUCCCUCCGGUGAUGCCAGAAGUCGUUUCGAUAUACGAUUUUAUCCGGUUUCUAUUUUAUUUAUUAUCCCUGAUCCGGAAGUCACCUUUUCUUCUCCUUGGGCAGUACCUCCCAACAAGAUUGAUCUGUUUGGAUCUUGGUCCAUGAUGGCCUUUUUUUAUUGA
This is a messenger RNA of Dioscorea cayenensis subsp. rotundata (Guinea yam), 1728 nucleotides long. RefSeq names its product NADH-ubiquinone oxidoreductase chain 3-like. The record is from RefSeq and is a predicted model, not a curated record. The coding region runs from base 1426 to 1728 and encodes 100 amino acids. The transcript has a single exon. Gene Ontology annotation, molecular function: NADH dehydrogenase (ubiquinone) activity. Lineage: Eukaryota; Viridiplantae; Streptophyta; Magnoliopsida; Dioscoreales; Dioscoreaceae. Gene Ontology annotation, cellular component: NADH dehydrogenase complex.